UCGGCAGACGAAUGUUUUACCGUCGUUUUCGUGUUUUAGUUCGUUACAUACUUGAUGAUGGGAGUCAAUUUUCACUCUGGAAAGGCAUGUCUUUAACAUACGUUUAACUGAUACAUUUAGAAACAGGUUGGCCAUGGUGAUGUUUGAUUCGGACGAUGUCGUAUAGCACGCAACUACCUGAUUAAUAACACUGGAAUACAAACACGGGGAUAGCGACAACAACAUUAAAUAGUAUACAGAAAUCCACACUCAUCUUAUCAAACAGUGGGCAGCUUGUCCUGGAUGCAUGGCAGUUGCUUUACGAUAUGCAAUAGAAACUAAAUAGCUAGAAUCGGAACUAUGCGACGAGUAUAGCUUACAUCUUCAUAUCUGUGUGUGAAGUUCGAAAAACUUUUAGUUACUAAGAGGCAUAUUACGUUAAUUUGUGAAUAUUAGCAUGUAUUGGAAACAUAGCAGUUUAGUCCAAUUUGAGAGAUUGGGCUUUCGUUAGCUUUUUGUUAAAUACCUGGACACGAGUUUAUUAUACGAGUUUCUCAUUUUUGACUAAGCGAUUCUUAGUUAAAGAUCUCACGGAACAUUUCAUGAAUAUUUGGGAUUUUAGUACUAGCUCUGUACAAGACGUAUGAAUGACAAGACACACCCGUGUUAUCCAGUUGCAACAGUUGAUUAUUUGGAACAACACCGUCGAAUGUUAUUUAUUUUGAUCAGAUUAUUAUGUAUGAUCGCCAUAAGCGUUGCCAACCAAACUCAGUAUUACAAGAUUGUGAAUAACUCGGGUAAAAAGAGGACAAGUUGGUUCCUAGAAAAAAGUUUGACGUAGAUUCAUCAUUCUGAGAAUAAAGAAAGAAAUAUUACGUUACAAUUUCACAACAAAGUUAGUUCUCGAAGGUAGCGAUGCUGCCAUAACAAAGCCGAUAUUAUAUUUCCCUGAGAAAAUAUUUUACAAGUAAUUCGGGUCAAAUAAUACGUUACAAAUCUGUUUUCGUUCGUGCUGUUUGGUUAUAUUUUCUUCAUUGACGUAAACAAAAAGGAACACACAGCCAGACAAUUAAAAUAGUUGCAGGAAUUGAAACAAGAUAAUUACUUAAAUGGAAGAACUAAAAGAGAGGAUUUUUAUUCGAAUACAAGAGAGAAUAUAAGUUCCGUGCGCCCAUAUAUACAUAGAUCAAUCAGUGACCUUGCUCUUUAUGAUUAUGCUAUUUUUUUGAUGGUGCUCUGUAUUGCAAUUGGUUCCAGUAACAACCAAUACUAUUUCAUAAUAGAUUUAUAACUGGUCGUUGCCAACAAUGGAGCAUAUCUCACAACAAUUAGAUGUUAGUGUAAACAGGACAACAAAAGACUGUAAGUUUCAACAGAUUUUAACUUUAUGAUUGAAGAAUGGAAGGACCAGGAUAGAUGACAGGUUCGUCCUAGAAAAAAAAGCUUGUCUGAUUAUUUAAUGACAAUAUGGUGUCGUGAAGAUGGAACACGACAAACGAUAGGUGUUUGAGAAGAUUUCUAAUCACAUAAAUGUCUCUCGUGGCGAUAGUGAAAUCCAGAGAAAAAAGUCAGAAACGACAUAAAUUAUUUACUUAGGACUAUAUAUACUCGAGUCCAGUCGAUUCCCAGUUGCGACCGCGAUCCACACGUUAUUAAAUAAUAUGGAAAAUACUACAGCGACUGAAGUGAUCUUAUAUAAUCUGUCUCUUCUGGAUAUCCGAGUUGAAAAUAGCACCGGAAGUCUCGAACAAGAGGUGCCCGAUAACCCUCCUCUAAUAAUAUACGAUCAUCACCUGCCGAAAUUUGAACCGCCAAUUCUAAUUCUUAUUUGUGUUGUCUUGGGGCUGAUGAUCUUGGCUACCAUCAUAGGGAACGUCUUUGUGAUCACAGCGAUAAUUGUGGAGAAAAGUUUACAAGGUGUUUCUAACUAUCUGAUCUUGUCGUUGGGGGUGACAGACUUGAUGGUAGCCGUUCUCGUCAUGCCUCUUAGCCUAGUAAAUGAAGUGAGUGUGUACUGGUAUCUUGGAGCAGAAAUUUGCGACAUGUGGAUAUCUAUCGAUGUUUUAUGUUGUACGGCAUCCAUUUUACAUCUGGUCGCCAUUGCGGUUGAUCGUUAUUGGGCAGUAUCAAAUAUUGACUACAUCAGAAGGCGAUGUGCACGUGGUAUUAUCUUAAUGGUGGUAGUCGUCUGGUUUGUGGCUAUCAGCGUCUCUUUGCCGCCAUUAUUUGGCUGGAAAGAGGAAACUAAUAAUCCAGAAUUGAUUGGCAUGUGUAUAAUUAGUCAAAACAAGGUGUACACGGUUUUUUCGACUGUCGGGGCGUUUUACUUUCCACUUUUUCUGAUGCUAAUUUUAAACUAUAAAAUCUACAAAGCCGCAAGAUCAAGAAUAAGAAAAAAGAAAUUUGGCGGGAGACCUCAUACGCGUCCAAUGUUAGUACCACAAGUUACAAUCGAAAACGGCGGGAAUCCAUCUCGUAAUUCUAGUGGUAGUGACGUUAGCCAAGAUGGCUUCAGUGUAUAUAAUGGAUCUUGUGUUGUCAUGAACGAGAUUUCUAGAAUGGAGAGCACGAUAGAUGCGACAGACAUUGGAACUAAUGGCGAAUUAUAUAACGAAUCUAAAUUUACGAUUGGAAAUUCCCUUACUGUGCCUACCAAUGUGUUUGUUUUGACUAAAAAUAGAUCGAACAAUAACAGUAAACAAGUCAAAAACAGAGAGAAAGACAAAUUACGCAAAGAAAAAAUUGAGAUGCGACGGGAACGGAAAGCAGCGAGGGUGCUGGGAAUUAUCACGGGAGCAUUUAUUGUGUGCUGGCUCCCAUUCUUCAUUAUUGCUGUAGUGGCUCCAUUUUGUGCUGAAAGUUGUACUUUUCCCCCGCCAGUAUUCAGUGUAUUUCUGUGGCUGGGUUAUUUUAAUAGUCUGCUUAACCCCAUCAUUUAUACAAUAUUCAAUCCAAACUUUCGUGUUGCUUUCAGAAAGAUCUUAUUUGGUAAAAUUCGAUUUGUAAAGAGAUGAAAUAUUGAUGUCUGCAUGAAAGGAUUUUAUGGUGCCUGAGCAUUUGUAUUUAUUGAUCUUUUGAUGGAUGAAUGAAUGGAUAGAUGGAUGGAUGAAUAAAUGCUAUUUUUGCUUUGAGAUCUAAACGUGUGUAUGUGAUAUGAGUUAAUUGAAUCAGUGCUGUGGCUAAUUGGCUUUUUCCAUUUCUCUUUUGAGUUUUGAUAAUACUGUUUUUGUCAUUUUAUCCUUUUAUCUUCUUUGAUUAAAACAAAAUCAUUUCAAGUUACGCAAUCAUGCCGGUACAGAAAUGGCUAACUUCCAUAAAAUCAUUAGACCACUGAAUUCAAUUACCAUCUGUUGUUGUGAACCAAUCUUUAAAACAAUUUAAAAUACCUAUUAGCUUUGUGCAAUUAAAAAGAUAUGAUGUUAUUAUAAUGCACACAGAUUUGAACGAUUAACUCGUUUUUAUGCAAUAAAAAGGGCGAUCAUUUCCCGUUUAUAGGCGUUUGUCUUAUCAAUAUGAUUUAAUAUCGGGAGGAAUUGGAUGGUUGAAAUUCGUAACGAUCUUAUCUGUAAUAAAUGGAAUCACGGCGAUCUGGCAUUUGAUAUGCCAUCUUUCUGGUGUUUAACGUCAGCUUGUCAAAUAUAGUAAUUAUAUUAUCGCGUAACUUUCUUGCACUCAAAUAGUUUCUCUGCGAUAUUUUGACGAAUAUCAGAUAAUAUAUUUCGAUAUGUCGAUGUUCGUAAAAGAGAUUUCAUGGAUAUGAUCAACUUUUCCCCUUGAUCUUUAGAUUUGCCCUUUUUCAAAAUUUAAAACAUGACACAUUUUCUGGAUAACCCUAUCAGCUCUUUUCUUUUCAAAAUUUGAAACAAGUAGUUGAGUUGUGAUCAAACAUUGUGGAAACAUGUGGCGUUUUAUCUGCAGCGAAAAGUUAGAAACAAACGUAGCAUGUUACCUGUAACGAUAACAGUACCGUGAAAACCUAUGAGGGUGGUCACAUGUUCCAUAAAUGUAUUUGGUCGUUGUUGUUAAGUUUUGUGUCGACAGUAAUUGAAUUCAGUAGUCUGCGAUGUUGUUAUCGUUUUGAUGAAAUAAUACACCGUUUUGAUGAAAUUAUACACCGUUUUGAUGAAAUCAUACACCGUUUCUGGCUAGAAGUGUUUUAUUGGCAACAUAAAUGAAGACUGCAACGAUAUCAAUAUCACUUAUUAUGAAUUAUCUAAAAUAAAAUGUGGACAAAAAGAUAAGCGAAAUUACCCGCAUUUCUGCCUUUGGUGCUUUGAACCAAUUUUUUAAUUUUACAAUUUUAGGCAUUCGGUGUUUCUGCAACAGCGGCAACGUUUCUUGACGGUAACCGCAACGGCUGAAGGGCUGGUUAACAGUAACGCUAACUAUGGAAUUCUGUAACUACAGUUGACGUCAUCGGAAGAACGGUAUCAAUAAGUCAAAUAACCUUCUUGGAAUAAUUGCGUAGAUUUGUUGUUCCUACUUCCUGUAUUGCUGUUGUUCCAGAUAAAACGCACAUGAAAACGUUUCCGUAACCGCCGCCGACAUGUUGUUGUUUACACUAUUAUAAAAAAUGAAUCUGCGGGUAUGGAUAGUAUUAAAUCUAUUUACUACAGAACAGAUAGGGUUAAAGGUGGAAACAACUUUGAUUUAGAUCAAAAUUUAGUAUUGAAUUAGGUUGAGCUGGUGUUUAUUUUGAUUAGUUGGUGUUACGUUGAUGGCGUGGGCGGAAGGCUUCUUUUUAUCGGAAAAUUAGUUGUAGGACGGUUAAUUUACUCAUUUUUGACUUGUGUCGAGAUACACAAUUGGCUUUAUCUACGGACCUUAGAUUUUAAACCCCCAUCUUAUAAAAAUAACUGUAUGAAUUCUAAGAUGAUCGACAGAGCGGAGGGUGCACACGAUGUAAUUCAUGCUAUGCUGCAAAAUCACAUAGUAUUCAACGUUUUCAUAAUUUACUGUAUAUUAUAUUUACGGCACAGUCUGUUUAAGUUGGUCAAUUAACAUACCUACUACGAUAUGCACAUUAUAAAUUAUAAACAUGAUUGUCAAUAGUACCCUUUUUAUUGUAUAAUUUAUUCAAUGCUUCUGUGAUUGUAAAUUUGGCAGCAAAAUCAAAAUUGUUUUUUGUAAAUAGUUUGUGUUUGUAUACUUGAGUUUAUUUACUUAAUUAUUUUGUUUUUCGUUUUUGUUAUUUUGUUGUUAGUUGCCAUAUUUCUGUGUUAAUGAUCAAAUAUUAUGCCAAAUGGCUUCACAUAUUGUCAGUGGUUAUUAUAGAAUCUCAUUUACAGUCUUUCGACUAAUUAUUUUAUUUGGAAUAAAAUUCCUAACUGAAGUAAUUUCUAUCAUUAUUUGUGUUUUAAAAAAGGGCACUUUAAAUUUUAAAGUUAUUAAAUAAAUAGGCGAGCUGUUCAUUGAAGUAGCUUUUACUGUUAAAGAAUAUAAUUAUUAAAACUCUUACAUAAAAUCUCAUUUUCAUUUUCAUGUCGUCUAGGGGUCCCAGGGUCAUUUUAUAGACGUAUACAGUCAAAUUUAUUCAAACACAGAUCUUAUUUCGUUUCGUUUGUUUAUAUUUGAAAAUUAUAUACAAAAUAAUUUGUUCGUUUGAAAAUUAAAUUCAAACAUUACAUUUUAUCAUAUAUUUUAUUACGUCAAUACAUGUAUAUAACAGUAAUAUGAUUUGGGGCGUUUUAUGUUAAUAUUAUGCAUGGGUGGGGUAUGUUUAAGUAUCGUGAUUCGGGAAAUCCUAUUUGACACUAAUGCUUCCUUCUUUAAAAUGAUAAGAUAUUUGAAUAUUAUAUGAUGUUAUACGUACUUUUCUUAAUAUGUAUAUAUUCGUAUUAAAUGGUGAAGUAAUAUUCCAUUUAAAAUAAUGACAUUUAUACGAUGCAUAUUUUAUUGUUAUGCAAAUUCAUUGAAAAAUAUCAUAACACGACUGCUCUGUUUGUUUUGUGUUUU
Molecule: messenger RNA, 5934 nt
Organism: Patella vulgata (common limpet)
Lineage: Eukaryota; Metazoa; Mollusca; Gastropoda; Patellidae
Product: 5-hydroxytryptamine receptor
Exons: 3
Coding region: 1641-2993 (450 amino acids)
Biological process (GO): adenylate cyclase-activating adrenergic receptor signaling pathway
Cellular component (GO): plasma membrane
Molecular function (GO): G protein-coupled serotonin receptor activity
Source: RefSeq, a predicted model, not a curated record